AUGAAUCCACUUAAGACACCUUUCGUUCCCAAAAAGGCCUGUUCUCAGGAGCAGGCCGACCCUCAAGAAUAUUUCAAGCUCAAGAAACAGGUCUCUCCCCAGGCAACGAAUCCGGGAAAGAAGAACGAUAACAAAAACAACCAGAGGGUAGCUGAAUGGAAACAAUAUGUUGAUUGGCUCGUUGACUUGGCCCUCAAGCUGACCUGGGACAUCUGCUUUGAUGGCACGCAAGUUGUCUUCAAGGAGCCAGAGACAUUGACCGUCUUCAGGGAGGAACUAUCGUUGAAUCCCGCGGAAGAAGGUCUUCUUCGUGCUAUGAGAGCAGGAAAGUUCAGAACUCUUUCCGCUCUCAAGCUGCGAGGACCCAAGUCCAAGGAAGCCGACAGGCUUGCCACGAAAAUCUCGCCGAUGGAUUAUAGACUGAAACGCGAACAAGACGCCAAGAAGCUGAAAAAGUUUAUACGGUACAGGCAUAUCCUUCAUGCUCCCAAAGGCUCGAGCACUCUCUCUGCCUGCAUCCCAAGCCACCCCUGGCCCGAGUUCUCUCAACCGCUUACCUGCCUCUACUGCAAUCUGACCACAGAUCACGUCAAUAUCCACCAAUUUCUUCCAACUAUCAACAUUCCCUGCCCAAAAAGCCCGGAAGUCAGAAUUAUGCAUGACCAAGAUCUCUGUCCCUACCACGACUACUACCUUCUCAGUGGGUGUUCCCUCGGCUACCACGAGCUUCUGGCGCUCAGUGUGUUCCAGCAGUGGGGUAUAUCAUUUGGCACUGAGUGUGGAAGGGGGCCUGGAUCUCGGGAAGUCUUACUUCCGGAUAGACACUUUGAUGAGAAACGGUCACAUUUCAGAUAUUUCAUCGAUCGCAUGCGCGAGGAGGUGGUGGAGAAGAGGGGACAUCUGGUUACUACGGAGGCGGAUCUGAAGUUGGGGACGUUUCUUGGAGAAGGGACUGGAUCUGGGUAUGUUUUCGAAACGUGCGUGGGAGAAGAGGGGAGGAAGAACUUAGGGGCUAUUGGGGAUGGGAGGCCUGUUGUGAAGGGGAAAGAGACUGGAAAGGAGGAGGAAAACGACGAGGAGGAUGAGGAGGCUAUGGAGGAAGUUGGGCCAGCGGGUGAAGGCGCACCUUUGACUGCUCCUGGGUGAUGUUUCACGUGGCUGGAAUAUGAAUGGUUUGUGGUGAGGUCAUGGCAGAAGUGGUAAAGUCGUAACAAGCGCACAUCUUCGAUUUCUUUUGUUGGUAUACCAGCUAGCGAAGUAGUUGAUUUUAACU
This is a messenger RNA of Neurospora hispaniola, 1273 nucleotides long. RefSeq lists its product as uncharacterized. The coding region runs from base 1 to 1146 and encodes 381 amino acids. The record is from RefSeq and is a predicted model, not a curated record. The transcript has 4 exons. Lineage: Eukaryota; Fungi; Ascomycota; Sordariomycetes; Sordariales; Sordariaceae.